AUAUUUUCAUUCAUCAAAGAAAGAUGACGUUUCCAUGACGUGGUGGUAAGAAUAAAAACCAUUUCAAUUAGAGUGUAAUCACACUACAACAUGAGCUGUUUAGUGGUACGAAUCAAGUACCUACUCCUUGCGGUCUUUAUCGUCAUAGCAUCCUCCAACGCAGCCCGUGAAAGAGAUGAUUACAGAAUCUUCAACCGAAACACUAAGAUCACUUCCKUCCAAAUCAAGGUUAUGCUGGCAAAGGCGAAAUUAGAAAAUCAUGGUUUUAGUAAAGAAGUAACAACUCGAAUAAUAACUAGAAAAGAUUUGAGUACAGAAGUAGUCACCGAGUAUUUUAUCUAUAAGACUGUACUAUGUAAUAAGUUAUCUUUGGUACAGUUACAACUGGCCAGUCUACUACCCGGUGUAUGGGGUAACGAUAUCACUAACAGAACACGCCAAAUAGUCAAGAAGAAAUCCCUCACUCCUGUACAACAAUGUUCAGUCGGUAUAGAAAUCCACUUUCCUGAAACUGUCUGUCACAACAUACCCAACAAACUAGGAGACGAAACAUCAUAUCAACCACGAACAGCAGACAACCCCGCGUCGGCAGCGCAGAAACCAUGCGGAUACUGGUGUCUCAUUUGUAUAAGAGCAACCACAUUAGACUGAUAUCUGUUUAGUUAUUAUACGGUCACUGAGCCUGUCAGUACCUAUGAUUCAUGUACAAUAUGUAAUGGUUUUACCCUUUGUAGAUUGAUAGAAGAUUUCAAUAAAUGUUGACUAUAAACAAGUUA
This is a messenger RNA of Exaiptasia diaphana, 776 nucleotides long. RefSeq lists its product as uncharacterized. Lineage: Eukaryota; Metazoa; Cnidaria; Anthozoa; Actiniaria; Aiptasiidae. The transcript is spliced from 2 exons. The record is from RefSeq and is a predicted model, not a curated record. The coding region runs from base 91 to 651 and encodes 186 amino acids.